AUGCAAGAAAUGAAGCAAGCCCGUGGUUUCUUGCAGCAGCACGCCAUCUUGGCUAUGGUUGAAGCAUCGAAUGUACCCGCCGGCGGGCUGAGUGCGGCGGCAGCCACGAAGCUCCAACUACGGAUUCUAGACGGCGCGCACAGGACGCACUGUGCUUUGCAGCUAUAUGGCAGAGAGUUCGUCAUCCCCUGUCGCAUCUAUACCGAUUUCAAGCCGCUGGAAGAGGCCGUCGUCGCCUCAGGCUUGAACAACGUCGCGCAGGCUCUGGUACCCCGUGGCGUGUUCGACGAUGUUUUCUUCAUGAACCAGCUCCUCGAUGGCUUCAGGAAGAUGAAGGGUUCUGUUGUCCCAUCUGUUAAGAUGAUACAAGACGCCUACCUAAAGGGGGGUGUCUCUCCACCUGGCCAAACAACCAUCCGCCGCCAUAAGGCUGCCGUUUAUUUUCUGACGACGGUAGCCUUCCAGGCGCUGCAGUGGAUCCAAGAGAGAUCUCACGAAGACCCGUCCAUCCACAUGGCGUCCCUUACGUGGACCACUCUCGGCCACAGCGCGUUUGGUGAAGUCGGUCGGACCAGUGGUGCGAUGCAAGCUCUUAUGCUCGAACACAUGGUUAGGUUCCGCUCCCGAUCCGACAACUCGAAGGCGCUAACGGUCGCUGAUCUACCUGACAUCGCCAAACUCGCUCACGAUGCACAUGACUUCAUGGAACGGACUGAGGCGGCAUUUGGCGCUCGUGGCGAGUGGUCCCCCGAGCUAGCAGUGCUGGUAGAAAAGUACGCCUACGUCCAGUCAGGCGCUCUCGAGACAAUUGUCCGCCCAUGGAUGCAAAAGCGGGAUGACAAGGCGAACGAACUCAGCAACAAAUUGCCCGGCGACCGACGUUUGUCCGACGACCACUUCCACGUCAUCUCCGCCGCGAGUCCCCUCGGCCGCAUCCACAAGGCUGUCACUAGGAGGAAGACAGACCCGUCGGCAACCCACUACGAGACAUUUCAGAAGCAGUUUCAGGAAGUUGUGUUGGCCUACAACAUUUCCGAGCUCGUCGCCGACACUUCAUCCAGUCAAGGCUCGACAGAGGGCGACACGGGAGUUGAGGCGACGGAGGCUGGUGUCGGAAGCGGCGCGGGGGGCGGGGAGGAAGGCGAAGAAUCCUCUGACGGAGAAUAUGGGGAUGUGGGGGGCGGAGAGGACGGGGACUUCGGAGACGGAGAGGAAGGAAGGCAUGGAUGGGGUGAUGAGGGAGGAACGGCGAACGAAACCACCCCGCCGACCGGAAAAGUGAAGGGGAAGGGGAAGGGGAAGGAGAAGGGGAAGGAGAAGGGGAAGGAUACAGCCAAAGGACAGGAGAAUGACAACGGAGGCACGGUGGUGAAGGCCAGGCAAGCGAGUCGGCGCAAGUCCACCGGUCACGGAGGGCUGCUGUUGACGCCGGCGCCCGUUGAAGACGUGGAGGAGUGCAUGGCGCAAAAAUUCGUCGUGCACGAGGAGUACAACCUGCUCGAAUUGGAUCGCGAUGAGCAGGCUGCGAUCGACCUCCACAGCCAGGCCAAGUUGGUCUUGCUCAACGUUGGCGCAUUCCAGGGGUGUAAGGCCGACGACGACAGGCUCGCAGACCUCAUCUACAACGUCCGGCACAACAUGAUGUGCCCGCGGGGAACUAUGGCUUUUCUGGUCCCCCAUCCGUGGUUCGAGAAUGGACACCACCUGCAAGACGCUCUCACAGCUACGGGCAUGCGCAUGGUUAUCGAGGAAAACAUGCUGACUCUGGUGUACUCCUCUACCGGAGCAGGACGCCCUGCGUCCGCCGCCAACGUUCAUCUGAAGUUUAGCCAGGACGCGGUCAUGCUCGUACAUCUGACGUCUUCUUCAUCCAGCAACUCGCCGACGGAUGGUUUCACUGUGAACGAGAAAGUGACCACGGACGAACUGUACGGGAACAGCAAGGCGGCCAGUGUAUCACCCCAGUGUUCGUCGAUCCUCACCGACAUCCAACACCCCGGGAAAGGCGUGGACUGGCCAACCAAGGCCUCGAUGUUCCUGGUGAAGAGAUACUCGCGUCAAUGCGACACCGUCUUACUAUUCGGCGCGGAACACAACACCGGAGUGGAAACUGCUAUUUCAAGCGGUCGGAAGGUUGAGGCCUUCGUCGCAUCGCCCGAGUCGGCGGCGAAAGUGGAGGCUAGGACCGAGAUCGCCUUCAAAACCGCGUAUGCGCAGGGGGUUUUUAAGUCCACUGCGGCUGUCACGUCGCAAGUUACAAUCUCUACCGAGCGCCUCCCUUGUGCCAUCCCGGGGCACAAUUCGCCGCCGGCCAUACAGACGGCCUGUGCCGAGGCCGUUGUCGAGAAGCCGGAACUGUCGAAUAAGGACCGCUGCCUGGGCGUUGCGCAAGCUACGGCAGCUAAGAUGGGCUGGGCGAUCGAGAAAGAUGACUACGACGAGUGGGUGUUGAGCAUCUCCUCAACAGAAAGCUACGGACCCCACGAGUAGACCCUGCUGGUUUGGGGGCAGAUGAUUGUGUACGACACGAAAGAGGAAGCGGCCGAAUCCCUGUACCCGGACGCAGACACUGCAGGAUUUGUUCGCCUCAUCCGUGCCCUGGGCCACGAGGAGUUGCGCGCUUCCUGUCUUGCCGGAAAGGAGUUCUUGGGUUCGCAGACUAGUGCUCUCUACCUGUGGAUCGACGCCACCUGUCCGAUGUACUACGCAAAAUGCGCGCCGGAUGAAGACUGCCGCUACCCAGUAGUAUUUAGUUCCUGUGUGCCGCAAGACGUGUCUAGCUAUGACCGGAUGGCUGGCCUGUGGAAAGUAGGGGCGAAUGGCAUUGCUCAGGAUAGCGGCAAUCUUGGCUGCCUCAUCAGGGUCCAGAUGGAGAAGAUUAUUCAGGCUACGAGGGGCUCUCGCCAACUGCACGCAGUCCGCGUUGUGACACCCGACCAACCGGUUGUCUUGGUCUUACCUCCGACUGAACUGAGGAAAAUACAUUCCAACGCAGACGAGAUACGCGCCGGACAACUCUCGGUUGUGCCGGAAACCCAGGCGUCUGAUGUCUCGGACGUCGAGGACAUUCCUGAUGAUGUCCCUCCCCGUGACCAAAACGGGAGUGGCCAUGCGGACGGGGUGAAGGGAGCGCAGGGGGAGAAGGACUCGACGAAGGACAACGACGUCGACAAGGAGAACGCGGCUGCCCCUGCAAUCGCGACCGAGAAGACGGCGCAAUCUGCGAAAUCUUCUCGUGCUGCUAACCCGACCGCGGGGUGUUCUUCAGUACAGCACCCCCACGACACCAGGGGCUCUUCAAACAAGAGGGGACUAACCCAACCUCAGAAACCCAUAAAUACGGGUAAGGUGAAGAAAACCCGUCGAGUGCUUCGAACUCUGAGGAUAACAGGACAACACUAACCCAAACCCAAGGCGGACCACUUCUACUACGCUACGGUGUCGGCAACGUAGCGGAAAGGAUGACUGCUGGUGUCUGAGUUUGAGGUCGUUCACGUAGCUUUCCAACCUAGCAGGUUGUUGUUCUCAAGGCAGCCUGCGCGGAAACACGCUGCAACCUGGCGGUUCGUUCGCGACAUCAAUUGGGGAGGAGCAGGCCCUGCUUUUGUUUAUCUCCUUUGCCUUCGUUCACCUGUGGCACAGGUCUUGUCAGAGUUGCCUGUUGGGAUCCAUCAUUGGGUUCGGGAAUCUGCUGAUCUCUUGGGUUUCCGGGGCUUUCCGAGAAGGCACCAUGUGGCGUUUUUUUCCGUAUGAAUGUAGUUGAAGGUGUGCCUAAUGACGGCAUCCCUAGUUUGAAGCUUUGAACAACAAUGCUCUUGACGGAGUGUCUAGGAGUGUCGACAUUCUGGCGUAUUGGGGA
This is a messenger RNA of Ectocarpus sp. CCAP 1310/34, 3859 nucleotides long. Lineage: Eukaryota; Phaeophyceae; Ectocarpales; Ectocarpaceae. The record is from the annotation of a GenBank genome assembly.